CCUGGUGUUGACACUAAAAUUGUGUUUUGGGGGGUGGGUGGGAGGGCACGUGUCUGUUUACGUGUGAUUAACGCAUUAGUUGUGUGUGUGGACACGAGGGGUCGCUAGAGGAGCCGUCAAGGGUAUAUACUGGUGGCCUUGGGGGAGAGAGAGAGAAGUGUGACGUCGCCCCCGGAAAGCAUAUUGUUAUAUGGCUCUUAGAAACACUUUCACACGCGAUGAGGCUGUGGCAAUGAGGUUCGUUCGAAUGAAGACUGAUGACCAACCCUAUCCAAGCUGACUGCACCUGACCACCAUGCCAUCAUGGAUGUUCCUGCCCGCCUUCCUACUCUGGAGCUGGGCGGCGGGCGGGACCAGUAUUUCUUUAUCUUGUGGACAGUGUGAAAUAUAUUCCAACAGUAUGACAUGCCCCAAUUCAAAAAGCCAAGAACAAUAUACAGUGAAGUUAUUGCCAAAUGGAAUUCUUCAGUUGCAGUGCCUAAAGUCGGUGAAAACAAUUAACUAUUCAUUCAUCGAAGAUUGUAGCUUUCCUAUGGUAUCUGAAAUAGAGUUCCAUGGAUGUCCUCUGUCAAGUGUGCCAUUUGGCGAGGUUGUACAUAAAGUUGGUGUACAGCCUGAAAAUAUUACCUCACUGAAAUUGAUUGGCGAGGGCCAAGAGCCUGGACGCAACUUGGAACAUUGGCACCUACAGGGUCUGAGUAAUUUGAAAUUUCUCGAAAUGAGAGAAAAUGGAUUUACAAAAGUUCCAGAAAAUAUAUUUAUUGCCACUCCAAAAUUGAAAUCUUUAAAAUUGAUUGGCAGUAACUUGGAUACAGUCCCAGAAUUCUUACUCUCAAACACACCAGACCUAACAGAAGUCGAUCUGUCAAAUAAUAGCUUUAUAAGUCUUCCCGUGGGCUUGUAUACAAAUUUAACAAAGCUUACUAACAUAAGUCUGCAAAAUAACAGUUUGAGUGAAAUUCGUUCAGAGCUAUUUAGAAACACCCUCCUCCUUGAUGAUCUGGAUUUAAGUAAUAAUUACAUUACUAGCAUUCAGGAAAAUUUGUUUAAGGGACUAAGGAAUAUGAAAAGUCUAAAUCUUCAUGGAAAUAAACUGAAAAGUUUGCCUGGAGGAAUAUUUUCUGAUAUGACAGCAAUCAAGACUAUAGACCUCAGUUCAAACCUACUGAGUGAUCUGGGAUUGGGGACCUUUGAUAAUCUUAUAGAACUCGAGACACUUUACUUGGGAAAUAAUCAACUUUCAGAUCUACCAGACACAGCUUUUCAAAAAUGCCAAUCCUUGAAAAAGCUUUAUUUAAAUUACAAUCUGCUGGAAAUCUUGAAAAGCACAUCAUUUCCUAAUCCACAAUCAAUGUUGACCGAUUUGGAUUUAGGCAACAAUAAGAUUGCAUCUUCUCUGCAAAAUGUGUCUACUGCAGAGGCAUAUUAUUUUACUGAAAAUGGUGGCUUCCCACUUACUAAACAAACCAAUUUAAUAAAUAUAUUUCUGAAUGAUAAUAAAUAUGAAAAUAUUCCUCAUUCGUUCAAUGCAGUGUUUCUGAAACUUCAGUCUGUUGAUUUAUCUGGAAAUAUGAUCCAGGAAGUGGAGGUAUCUUCACUACAUUUUUUGAAUGAUUCUGUCAAAUUGAAUUUGAAAAACAAUAACAUAAAAUUAAUAGAUAUGACUGCUUUGGACACAAUAUUGAGUUCAGUAGAGAAGUCAAAGUCAGUUGAUGUGUCUCUUGAGGGAAAUGAUCUUAUGUGCAAUUGCAUGCUUUAUGAAUUUGCAAGAAUGGUUCAAGGAAAACGACUAAAAGAAGGGGAUUUUUUCAAAAUCAGAGUAAUGGAUAUAGAUAAAGUAUCGUGUAGAAAUUCCGAAGGAGACGCUCAAAACGUAUUGGACAUUGAUACACAAAUGUUAACUUGUCAAUGGGAAGAUCCUUGUGACAACUGUACAUGUUAUUGGCGUCCACAUGACAAGAUGUUUAUAAUUGAUUGUUCUUAUCAAGAUUUAAAAGAACUGCCAACAUUUGAAGUUAAUCAUUACUUGCCGGCAAAUUUAAGUUAUUCUAUCACCUUAGAUAUGAGGAAUAACAGUAUCACAAGUUUAUCUGGACUUCAAGAUCCAUUGUAUUCAAGACUUGUCAACUUAACACUACCAAAUAACAAGUUGUCCUUUAUCAAUGAGUCGUAUUUUCCAGAAAGACUGAAAGUUUUGGAUGUACGAUGGAAUAAUCUCACGUCUCUACCAGAAUCCACCUUAGAGUUCUUUAAUGUAACCGAUAUGUAUCUCAGCCUCGGGAAUAAUCCCUGGAGAUGUAGCUGUGGUAUCAUCAGCUUCCUGAACUUCCUACAUGUUCCAUCACGAAAGGUUGAUGACUUUGAUGAUAUCCGAUGCAACAACGAAGACGAGUCUGUGAUGAACAUCAGUGAACAUCGCCUGUGUCCUUUCUUCAUGCAGCCAAUGGUGGUGGUCACUAUUGUUGCCAUCUUGAUAUUCCUUAUAUUGUUUGCUGUACUGGGGACAGUGAGUUUUUACAAAUACAAGCAGGGAAUUAAAGUGUGGUUAUUCACACACCGUUUGUGUUUGUGGGCCAUCACUGAAGAUGAGAUGGAUGCUGACAAGAAGUAUGAUGCCUUCAUCAGUUACUCUCACAAGGAUGAAGAAUUUGUCAAUAAGGUAUUGGUUCCUGGGCUUGAAUCAGGUGAUCCAAAGUACAGAGUUUGUCUGCAUUAUAGAGAUUGGAUACCAGGAGAAUACAUUCAAAACCAGAUACUGCAAAGUGUGGAAGCCAGUAGACGGACUCUUGUUGUGCUCUCUUCAAAUUUCAUCGAGAGUGUUUGGGGCCAAUUAGAGUUCAAGGCUGCUCAUUCUCAGGCAUUGCAAGAUAGAACCAAUAGGCUUAUUAUUAUUGUUUAUGGGAAGAUUCCAUCAGAAAGUGAACUUGAUGAAAAACUUCAACUUUAUAUCUCCAUGAAGACUUAUGUUAAGUGGGGCGAUGCUAAAUUUUGGGAGAAAUUACGAUACUUCAUGCCACAUCCACAAGAUCUCAUUCAAAAGAAACAUCGGCAACGUAAGGACACAGAUAAGCUUGAACUUUGCAAAUCAGACUCGAAACAAAGUGUAUUACCUUAAAAAACUAUUGAUUCAAGUGUAACGGACAAGCUCUAAAACCAAGACUGAAAAGUAACAAUUCAAAGUGAAAUGCAAGGGGGGAAAAUACUAUUGUGAUGCUCGAUUAAAGAAAAUAAAUAAAUUAGUCAAAGUUUUUUGAAGACGCCCUUGUACCGCAAAGUGAUAACUUUCGUUUUUAAGAAAGUUGUUACCUCGAACUCGCUCAUUGCUGUGAAGACUUCUCGUCUGAUCCCAAUGGGUUCAUAAAAUUACCUCAAUAUAUUGAGCCCAAUAAACUCAGUGUGCAAAAUAUUUUAUUGACAAAGAAAAACUUUGCUCUUUGCAAAUUGUGCGAGUGGAGACUUACUCGAAAAACAAAAAUUGUGAAAGUGUAAUUUUAUAUUAGUAGAGAAUUAAACACUUCCAGAUGAAACGAUUGAGUAUUCAUAUUAUAUUAAAACAUUAUAAUGUACUGGUACUAUAAAUCAAAAUGGUACUGAGCAGAUUCUCAUUUUGUGAUAUAAACCAAUCAGAGCAUUGAAGUCUGUAUAGGAAAUGUAUAUAAUUUAGCAUUUAUUAAGCUACCAAAAAUGUUGACAAUCUUGCAUAUCAUUAAUGCAAGUGACGCAAACUUUCAUAGUUACUGUGCUACAUUUUAUACACUUGUUGCAAAGCUCCUUUAGGAGUAGCAGCUUUUAUUAGUACAUUGUGAAAAUCAAUUCCAGUGCAAUUGGGGGCAAUAUCCAAUGGGGGGCAUUGGAUAUUGAUCUAGCAUUGUAUUGGGGGCAAUACAAUGCUGGAUCAACAUAGAUGCUCUUCAUUCAACAUCAAACCAAUGCCUCACAUGGAUAUUGUGCCCACUGAGACUGUCUUAAAUGGAGUUAAUAGUUCUGUAAAUAUCGCAUGAAAGUUUGAUAUAAGCAACUAUAUAGUGUAGAAGACUGAAGUUGUCUUAAGUGGAUGAUUAAUGUACCAGGGAGAUGCAGCUCUUGAGUCCAAUGUUUGUAUUAACCUUCAAACACUUUACUUUUUACUUAACUGUGCACUAAUGUUAAGAGAAAUUGUGAUAGUUGGAGUUUGGCUGAAUUGUUCAUUAAUGUGAGAAACAUUAGUUUAAUAAACUUUAUAAAUGAA
This is a messenger RNA of Procambarus clarkii (red swamp crayfish), 4228 nucleotides long. RefSeq names its product protein toll. Gene Ontology annotation, molecular function: transmembrane signaling receptor activity; protein binding. Lineage: Eukaryota; Metazoa; Arthropoda; Malacostraca; Decapoda; Cambaridae. The record is from RefSeq and is a predicted model, not a curated record. Gene Ontology annotation, cellular component: plasma membrane. Gene Ontology annotation, biological process: inflammatory response; immune response; toll-like receptor signaling pathway.